Messenger RNA from Phycodurus eques (leafy seadragon), 3300 nucleotides. RefSeq names its product oxysterol-binding protein-related protein 10. Bases 285 to 2669 code for a protein of 794 amino acids. The record is from RefSeq and is a predicted model, not a curated record. Gene Ontology annotation, molecular function: cholesterol binding. NCBI's taxonomy places the organism in Eukaryota, Metazoa, Chordata, Actinopteri, Syngnathiformes, Syngnathidae. The transcript is spliced from 13 exons. Gene Ontology annotation, cellular component: intracellular membrane-bounded organelle; membrane; cytosol.
GGCAGAACGCGCUGGCUCAGUGUGGCGGUGUCACACAGCCUCGCACUGCAGAGACGAGAAAGAGACUCGAACACCGCCGAGGAAGAUGUCAGUUUUGCCACGCGGCGGGGGACGCACGCAUCCACGUCACGGCGCGGUCACGACACGUCCACAGCCUUCGCUUUUAGUCUUGUUCGCCACUUCAAUGUGGUGGUGAAAUCCUUGCUGGGGCUCCAUCCCUGUCCCCUCCUCCUCUUCCUCCGCUUCCUCCUCUUCGUCCUCGUUUUAGCCGUCCCGUCACCAGCAUGGACAACACGCCGAGCAGUCCACAUCACGGAACCACCCGAAGCAACUCUUCGUCUUCUUCAGACCGAAGCAACUCGUCGAAAAAGCCCGGCGGGCGGACGGGUUCGCCAAGCCCCGGCUCCGGCCCCCAGUGCGGCCCCUCGGCGGCAGGAGGCGGCCGGGGGGCUUUCCUGGGGAACAGCACCAGUUCGCAGCAGCAGCUGGGUCGCAGGCGACAAUUGGAGGGAGUUCUCAGCAAAUACACCAACCUUAUUCAAGGCUGGCAGAACAGGUACUUUGUGUUAGAUCCAGAUUUAGGCCUGCUGCUGUACUAUGUCAACGAGCAGGGAAGGAGCCAGAAGCCCCGAGGGUCCCUCCCCUUGAUCGGCGCCACGGUGACUCAAAGUGAUGAGGCACCGCAUAUGUUCAUUGUCAACUCUGUCAAUGGAGAGCUGUAUAAACUCAGAGCCUCUGAUGCCAAAGAGCAGCAGUAUUGGGUGAACCAGCUCCAAGCAUGUGCCAGGCGACAUUCUGACUGCAGUGCCAAGGUAAGGAAGUUGAAGGGCUCGGAUGAACACCUGAGUGCAGAAGAAGCAGGGGGAGAACAAGAUGUGCUGGGCUCCUCAUCCUGUGGUCGCAACCGUAGCUUCUCCCUCCUCCCACACCUUACGCCAUCUUCAUCACCAGCUACUCCGAGGCAACUGGCCCCCACGUCUGCGCCCGGCAACAUCGUCACAAUCACCCACCACAAGUCACCGGCUGCGGCGCGACGGGCCAAGAGUCAAUACCCAGGACGGCUGCUGGAGGUCAAAGAGAUGAUGUCCCAAGCCGAGGGUCAGCAAAAGAACCUCGUCCAGUCCAUUGACUCGUUGCCCACCAAAGGCCCCAUCUCCUGUCUGGACCAGGAUUUGCUGCUGCUCAAAGCCACAUCGGCCGCCACGCUCAGCUGCCUGGGAGAGUGCCUGAACAUCCUCCAACAGAGCCAUAGCCAGGUGCCGCCUCCGUCUCAGGCUACUCAACGCAACCACACUGUCCAUGGAGCCCCCACGGAUGGCGCUCCUGUGUGGACGGUACCAAAGUCACCCUCAGGGCAGCAUCUGAAAAACGGCGGCCUGACUCCUCUUCGCUCCGCCGAGGCCUCGCCAGCCCUCAGGGAAAGGAGCCCGUCACACGCUGCCCAGCACCAGGCAGGGCUGGCAGACAUCAGCCAAAGCGAGGAAGUGACGGACACGGAGGACAACGAGGAGGAGGACCUGGGCGUCCUGGAUGACCAGAGGAGCGUCAUUCUCCACUUGCUCUCCCAGCUCAAACUGGGAAUGGACCUCACCCGGGUGGUGCUGCCUACUUUUAUCCUGGAAAAGCGCUCACUGCUGGAGAUGUACGCCAACUUCAUGGCCCAUCCGGACUUGUUCCUGUCAAUCACAGCUGGAGUUACAGCCGAGGACCGCAUAGUCCGCUUCGUGGAGUACUACCUGACCUCCUUCACCGAGGGGCGAAAGGGGGCUGUUGCCAAGAAGCCCUACAACCCCAUUCUGGGGGAGACCUUCCACUGCUCUUGGGAAGUGCCUCGGGACAAAGUCAAGCCUUCGGUCAGAGCGAACCAGGGGUCUGCCCGGGAAUCGGGCGGGGGCCCCAACAACGCGCGGCAAGGUGACGACGCACCGGGAGGCCGCUGCAGAGUCCGCUUUGUGGCCGAGCAGGUGUCCCAUCAUCCGCCGGUUUCAGCGUUUUACUGCGAGUGCAGAGAGAGGCGGCUGUGCGUCAACGCGCACGUCUGGACCAAGAGCAAAUUCAUGGGCAUGUCUAUAGGAGUGUCCAUGGUUGGAGAAGGGGUGCUGUGUCUCGUGGAGCAUGAGGAGGAGUACGUCUUCUCGCUGCCCUCCGCCUACGCCCGCUCCAUCCUCACCGUGCCCUGGGUGGAACUGGGAGGAAAAGUCUCCAUCAACUGUGCCAAGAGCGGCUACUCGGCCACUGUCACUUUCCACACGAAACCGUUCUAUGGCGGCAAAGUGCACAGAGUGACUGCAGAGGUCAAACACACUCCGACCAACACCAUCGUGUGUAAAGCGCAGGGUGAGUGGAACGGAACCCUGGAGUUCACCUACAGCAGCGGGGAAACCAAAGUGAUCGACACAGCCAAGCUCGCCGUAACCAGGAAGAAGCUGCGCCCGCUAGAGAAGCAAGGAUGCACCGAGUCCAGGCGGUUAUGGCAACAUGUGACCAAGUCGCUGAAAGACUGCAACAUGGACGAGGCGACGGAGCACAAACACGGCCUUGAAGAGCACCAGAGGGUGGACGAGAGACGAAGAGUAGCUGAUAACAAAGCCUGGACACCCAAAUACUUCACUAAGGAGGGAGACGGGUGGAUGUACAACAAUCCUCUGCGGAAGUCCGCCUCACAGUAAGUCCUCGCAUCGCUUCUCGUGGCCACGGGUGGGAGGUCACUCACGGGUAGCGGCUGCUUCUUGAAACUCGAAAGCCCAACUAUUGACUCAACUAUGUCGCCAUGGAGACACGGACAGGAAACUAGCAACAGUGCCAAAGGGACUCUCCACGUGUAACGAAGGACAACAGCAUUUUGUAUCGAGUUGAUAUAGGAUUCUUUUCCUUCAAUUUUUCACCUGUGCCGGGGCCUUUUUGCACACUCACACAAAGAACUCGUCAGCGGUGUUUUUACAUCCAAUACAAUGUUUUCUCACAUUAACACUAAAGUUGUUUGUAAGACACUUUUACCAUUGUGUAGAUAUCUGCACCACUUUUGUAAGGUAUGGCUCUAUCUGCCAAUCAGGGUAGUCAUCUAGCAGCAUCGAUCAUCACAAACCAUUUUAAAUAUCAUCGCCGAUAUAAAUGUACUACAUUAAAUGACUAUAUAAAGUACAAGGUCAAGUUUUUAGACAGUACAUUGGCUUUAAUCCUAAAAGCAGCCUUGAUUGUUUUGUCUGCACUUUGAAUGUAUCCAGACACAUUUUCUAUAAUUUCCCCAUUUUACAUUGUAUUAUUUGUAGUCUCGGCCCAUAAAGGCUUCCCUCUCCUCUC